Messenger RNA from Blepharisma stoltei, 855 nucleotides. The record is from the annotation of a GenBank genome assembly. NCBI's taxonomy places the organism in Eukaryota, Ciliophora, Heterotrichea, Heterotrichida, Blepharismidae.
AUGAAUUGUUAUUUUCUAUAUCAAUGCUUAUAUCCAAAAAUUAAUAUGGCAGAAGUCGUGGCUGGAUUUUUCCAAGGUUUAGGGAUGGCAUUAAGCAGUUAUCCUUUAGAGUAAAUCAUAUACAGUACAAUAAAGGUUAGAAUGCAAUCAGGAAAUUUUUCUUCAGUGAAUGAAUGUAUCAAAAAUUCUUUCAAAAAUCACGGAUUAUUUGGAUUUUACCGUGGAGUUGGUAGCCUGAUUUAUACUUCUCCACUUAGAAGUUCAAUGUCUUUGGCUUUAUACAACAAUGCGCGAAAUAGAUUAAAAUGCGAGACGCCUUUUUACAACGGUAUAGGAGCUGGAGCUAUUACGGGAGGAUUUAUGGCAUCAAUUGUAUGCCCUAUUGAAGUAAUCAAGUGCUCUAUUCAGACCUCAAGCCAAAAACUAAAGACUCUUGAAUACGCAAAGACUUUGUAUAAAAAUCACGGGAUUAAAAUAUUUUACCAAGGCUUAAAGAUUACCCUUUUAAGAGAGCUUGUCGGAUUUUCCGUAUUUUUCGGUACUUAUGAGCAUAUGAAAACAAUAUUAGUAAAUAAAUAUCAGAAAAUCCCGAGCUGAGGGUAUUUUUUAGCUGGCUCUGUUUCUGGAGUUAUUUGUACGAUAAGUGUGUUUCCUAUAGAUACAAUAAAGACAGUCUUUCAAACUAAUAGUUCUAAACUUACAUAUCCCCAAACUGUAAAAUUUAUUUUAUCAAGUAGAGGAGCUUUAGGAUUUUGGAAAGGCUUGUUGCCUUCUGCUUUGAGAUCACUAAUUUCAUUUGGGACUGGAUUUUUUGCUUAUGAGCAAGUAAAAAGCUGUUUAUUAAGCAUCUCUUAG